Messenger RNA from Cladocopium goreaui, 4749 nucleotides. Lineage: Eukaryota; Dinophyceae; Suessiales; Symbiodiniaceae. The record is from the annotation of a GenBank genome assembly.
AUGUUUUUGCACAAUCUCUUGGAAAGAAAUGCCGGCUGGAAGGCAGGCUUUAACGACUUGUUCGUUCCAGUUCUGAACUCACGGAAUGGUUUCACUAUGUCGGAUGGCCAAAGAUAUACGAUGGACACAAUUCUCUGCGAGGAAAAUUUGGAUACCAACGCAGUUGCGAAGGUGCAAGGUUGCGUGGACAUGGCCCAUGCGGAGGGAGUCGAUGCAAUCGUGGUUGCCACGUCCUCAUUCAAUGACGACGUGAAGACGGCCGCGGAGGUUUAUGGGAUUCCGAACCUUCAUUGCUCAGGUGGAAAUCCUUUGUCGUGGACUCUUGCGACUCCCCACGCCUUCGGCUUGCACUUGCCCUUCCAGUUCUAUUCUCGAGCACCGCUGAACCAGGCCUCCCUGUUGAACUUCUCCUCGGUUGUGAUCUUGCGUGACUAUGACUGGUCCUUCGUUCGCACCUCUGCGGUCAGCGCGGCAGAGUGGAGUCGCAUGGCGACGCUGCGCCUGGUGGGGCCCACUGAGAGAUGGUGCUUUCGAUGGUCCAACAAGACACGGACCUGUGGCGUGCGCAGUGGCGGUUGCAGAUGUGGACUGCAGAGUGAAUUUGAUGCCUUUGGUUUCAAGUACAAUGUGGAUGCCUUGCCAAGUUUUUAUGAAGUUUCUGAGAGCGCAGUAGUGGAGGAUGGCUUUGACUCUCGGGCCGAUGUGCUUUCGCCUGCCUUGGUGGAGUUUGUAGAGGGGAUCAUUGAGGACGUGCGUUCUCAAGGAGCAGAUCCGGACGUUGUUGUGAAUUGGCUCACCGCUGCCCGCAGCGGUGCAAUGGCGAUGAUGAAACAAAAAAUGCGGUACAAAAUGUAUUUUGGUGCUCCCCAUGGCCCCGGACGAAGUUGGAAUGGUUUCGAGACUUCAUGGCCCAAUGGCAGCGCUGCCAUGGGCUUUGAAGCCGCAGCGUACAAUGUGGGCGGCGGUCAGUGGCACGAUGACUUGAGGUUUGCAGAUCCGUACUUUGAGAGUUCAAAGAAUAUGGCCUCAAGAUAUCUUCAGCUCUUCGGCGAAAGGCCCACGUAUGAUGCAGCGGCUUGUGCUGCAGCUGGUGUGACCUUGGCUCGGAGUUUGGAGAAGUACGGUGCGUCGUUGCUCAAUAUGACCAUUGCCCAGAGACGAGAGGAGAUCCGCUUGAGCUUAGGCCGAGUGAAUGACGAGACCUUGUUCGGAACCAUCACCUUCAGCCGCACCAACCAAAACCAGGGCCGGAGCAGUGUGAAUUGGCAAGUGAUGGUAGAUGGCCAUACCAGGCCCGUCCUACCGGUGGAUGUGGCCGUGACGUCCUGGCGCUCGCCGUCGCCCUCCUGGGAGGCCAAGCAGGGCUGCGCGCCCGGCAGCUUCGGGGUGGCCACGGAGUGUCGAGCCUGCAAGGCUGGCACCUUUCGAAAUAUCUCCAGUGCACCGUUGACAUUCUCCCAAUGUGAACAGUGUCCGUAUGGUUUAGGGACUUUGCCUAACGAGACCGGUUCAACGAGCUGCCAUUCCUGCCCGGAGGGAAGAUUUCAGAAUGGAAAUUCCGACGAAGGCAUUUGCACCGCGUGUCCUUUGGGCCAAUUUCGUAGCGCCUCAUCUGCCGCUUGCGAAGCCUGCGCUGUGGAUCAUUUUGCAGAUGAGCCGGGCUUGUCGGCGUGUAAGCCAUGUCCAGAACAAAGUGAACAAGCUCAAAUGGGUCAGUCUGCAUGUGCUUGCCAGGUGGGAAGCUUUAAGGAUCCAGCAGAUCCUUCGGAGAUGGCUGUGACAGUGCCAUGCCUGAGCUGCGAAAGCGUGCUGCCGGGUAGCAGCACGCUGCAUCCCAACAGCGAGAGCAGCAACGACUGCCUGUGUCCUUCAGGGACGUACUGGCACCGACCCUUCCAAGGGAGUUCCGUGGCUUUCUGUAAACCUUGCAGCAAGGGCUUGAUCUGUUUAGGUGGCACCCAGGCCCCAUUGCAAGCGCUGGGCUAUUCAGCAGGUGCUCCAAGUUUUGAGGGAGGUGAUCCAACUUAUAUCGUGGAGUGUAGUAGCAACGUGAGGUGUCCUGAAGGACUUCCUUUGGCAGGAUGUCCUGCAGCAAACUACGGAGUUGCCUGUGUGAAUUGCGCAGCGAAUCACUUCGAUGACAACGGCCUCUGCAUGUCUUGCUCUGAUUCGAACUUCGUGGUGUGGCCCCUGAUCGUUGCCAUCGUCUUCGGCCUCGUGGGCCUGGUCAUCGUCUACAAAUUCGCCACGCGCGUGGAUCGUUCUUCGCGCGACUCCGUGGCCACCAUCAUCAUCGCUGCGGGGCUCAUCCUGGCAAUUUUUCAGGAUCUGCCCUCCUUUGGCAAGGUGAAAGUGAAAUGGGUCGAGCCAUUGAAAACUCUUCGAGGUGUUCUCUCCUUUUUGUCUUUCGACAUUGGCGUCCUGCGACCCAACUGUUGGCUUGGACCCAGGAACCCGACCAUGAGCUAUUUCUAUACCAUCCUUUCCUACCCUUGCGGUGCCUGCACUGUGUGUGCUUUCCUGGCCUUUGGCAAGUAUGUUCUCCGCAAGGAUGUCACCUUGAACGAUGCCAUCAAUAUCAAUGGCCUUCUGCUCUCAGCAGUAUAUAUGGCUUUGGCCUCGGUCUCGCUGCGGCCCUUCAAAUGUUUGGGGAACCCCGACGGCAGCGCCUCUUUGGGCGCGGAUCGCAGCAUCUUGUGCUGGCAGCGAGGCGAUCAUCAGUUGAUGGUUGCCUUGUCCUUCCUUCCGAUGCUGGGCGGUGUGCUGAGCUAUCUGACGCUCAUCAUCUGGGCGGUGACGCAGUAUCCUCGAAAGGUGUCACGCCCAGGUGGUGUAAAGUUCGUGAAACGCUGGAGCUUCGCCUUUUCGCGCUUUAACCCCACCUCCUAUUACUUUAUCCUGGUGCUGGUUCUCCGCGACCUCUUGAUUGGGAUGACGCCGGUCAUCUUGGCUUCGCUGAACGAGUUGCUGUUUCUGCUCUGGAUCGUGACCUUGACGUCCUAUGCCCCCCUGCAGGCGCGGCUGUGGCCCUGGAAAAGUCAGAUGGCCAAUAUCCUUGAUUCAGGCUUGACCGGUUGCCUCAUCGCCGUCGUCGUCCUGGGCUGUAUGCUCUUAGAUUUCAACGUUGCUCGGGGGACGGUGGUGAUUCAGAUCCUGUCCAUGAUGGCGUUCGUUCUGCUGAGCACUGCUUUUGUGGCUGUGGUCCUGCUGGUCCUCUAUCGUGCCUACAAGCCGUCCAAGACUUACGGCAUUUUCUUGAGCCAUCACAAGCUUGGAGCAGCAGUGCUCUGUCGCUGGUUCAAGAUGCUUCUGACGGGCAUCAUCAAGGAUCACAUCUUUUUGGAUUCCGACGACGUGAACAAAUUGGAUGCCAUCAUUGAAGUGUGUGCCUGGGACUGCGAAAACGUGGUGGUGAUCAUGACGUCGGAGACCUUGAAACGUAUGUGGUGCGCUGCAGAGAUUGCCUCCGCCCAUGCGGGCGAGGGGAAUGUUGUCUUAGUGAGCUGCGAUGGGAAUGGUUUCACGGAGGAACUGAUCGAGAUGCUGCCCGACCUGUGGUCUGACGAGCAGCAGGCGACCUUGGCUGCUGCGGGGAUCAGCAUGCAGGCGGUGGAAGAAGCGUACAAUAGCCUCAGCGAGCACAAGCCCAUUCCUUUGCGCCGCCGGGGAGCAAAGGAACAAGAACACUUCAAUGUAGCGAAGUUGGUGGUCAGUCAGUGCACAGGCCUAUCUCCUUUCCUCUUGACGCGCUUGCAGAAGACGCAGCGACAGAAUUCGGGGCCCACGGGGAUGACGUCCAGUCAGUUGGGCGAAAUCCAGCAAUCCUUGAUCAUGCUCUUGGGUGACUUGGACACUCCUGAAUCAGGCUGCUCCUGCCGAGUCCUGCAAGCGCUGCUGCAGGGAAAGAUGCACGAAGGGGUCACGGUGGUGGAUGCCAACAGGUCGGUGCGCAACCUUCCAGGCCUUGAAGCGCAGUAUGAAGGAUCCAGAGCGAUUCUGGUCGUGUUGACUCAAGGCGUCUUGCACCAGCCCAGCUUCGCUGCGGCCUUGGCCAUGUGCCCCGAGGACGCGCGCUCCAAGCUGGUUCCGGUCAAGGCGGAUGAACUCUUUAUUUAUCCAGAUCCCGAAUUUUGGGAGAAGCUGGGGCAAGGUUUGAUCUUCUCUAAAGAGAUGCUUGAAUCCCUUCAGACAGAUUUUGAGAGCGUUCGCAUCAUCUACCAGCAGCUCUUCAAUGUCCUUGCCUUGAAAUUUACUUCUCACGGAUCAAAUCACAUCCAGGCAGCUGAGAUCAUGGUCUUGGUUGGUCGCUUGCUGCCCAUGAUCGAGGCUCCCAGCGCAGACUCCACGGUGGAGAGAGCGUCCGCAUUGCAGCGCUUGAGGACGAUCAUGUCGUCGGCUGAAUCCAGGAACGGCAAGGUCGGAAGCCAGCGAGAUAGUAGUCCAAGUGAAGCGAGUCCAAGUGCCGAUCCAGAAGGACGCCGCCUGACCGGACGCGUACCCUUAGAGCUGGUCUUCGACGACUCCGACCACGACGACUCGAGUAAAGACUUGUGCUCCACAGAUAUGGGCUAUAUGAAAUCCCUGGAAGGAUUUGAAGAGGAGUUUCAUAAUCUGAGCCUCGAGGAGAUGGAGAAACGCACCGUGAAGGAGGCGUUUUGACCACCGAAGAGACACGUUGCCGCGAAGUGGUCGGGUAGCGAAGUGAUAUGUAUCGUGCUAAUUAUUCAAAUCCCAUGUGCUCAAUGUUCA